Vicia faba (fava bean) is the source of this 1575-nucleotide messenger RNA. Lineage: Eukaryota; Viridiplantae; Streptophyta; Magnoliopsida; Fabales; Fabaceae. The record is from the annotation of a GenBank genome assembly.
AUGAUGAGUUACACUCUUAAUUUUCUCCGUUUAUAUUACUCCCUCGUACUUUAUUGCAUCCUUUCUCUCUUAUUAUUUUUUGUCUUUAUGAUUAUUAAAUCUAUAAGAUAUCAUCACUUGAUGAAUAUGAACCCAAAAAUACCAAAAUUGCCACCAGGUCCUAAACCAUGGCCCAUUGUUGGCAAUCUUCCUGAAAUGCUUGCAAGCAAAUCUCCAAGUGAAUGGAUACAUAAAACUAUGGAAGAGUUCAACACUGGAAUAGCAUGUAUCCGUCUAGGAAAUGUCCAUGUUAUCCCUGUUAAUUGUCCCACCAUUGCUUGUGAAUUCUUGAAAAAACAUGAUGCUGAUUUUGCAUCAAGACCAAAAACCAUGGCCACUGAUAUCAUCUCCAAUGGCUACUUGACUUCAGUCCUUGCACCCUCUGGCCAACAAUGGAAAAAGAUGAGGAAAAUUGUUGCAAAGGAUUUGCUCUCUCCAAUCAGACAUCAAUGGCUUGAAGGCAAAAGAAACGAAGAAGCCGAUAAUCUUAUGUUUUACGUGUACAACAAAUGCAAGGACGGAGAUCUUGUGAAUGUUAGAAUUGCAACACAACAUUAUUGUGGAAAUGUGUAUAGAAAAAUGUUUUUUAAUACGAGAUACUUUGGAAAUGGAACGAAAGAUGGAGGGCCUGGUGUUGAAGAAAAAGAACACGUUGAUGCUGUUUUUGUUUUGCUUGAUCAUAUUUAUGCUUUCUCUGCGUCUGAUUAUAUCCCAUGGUUGAGGUUACUUGAUUUAGAUGGACAUAAAAACAAGGUAAAAAAUGCAAUGAAGAUAAUGAACAAGUAUCAUGAUUCUCUCAUUGAAGAGAGGAUCAAACAAUGGAAUGAUGGAUCAAAGAAUGUUGAAGAGGACUUGCUAGAUGUUUUGAUUUCAUUAAAAGAUGCCAAUAAUAAUCCAUUAUUGACAACGAAGGAAGUCAAGGCUCAAACUAUUGAAUUAAUGAUGGCAAUGGUGGACAAUCCAUCAAAUGUGGUUGAAUGGACAUUGGCCGAAAUGUUAAAACAACCCAAUCUAUUAGAAAAAGCUAUAGAAGAAUUGGACAAUAUAGUUGGAAAAGAAAGACUAGUUCAAGAAUCGGAUAUACCUAAAUUCAAAUUCUUGAAUGCUUGUGCAAGAGAAACAUUCCGCCUCCAUCCUAUAUCUGCUUUCAAUCCUCCGCAUCUUUCUAUGAAUGAUACAAUAGUUGGAAAUUUCUUGAUACCAAAGGGUAGCCAUGUAUUGCUUGGAAGAACUGGUCUUGGGAGAAAUCCAAAAGUUUGGACCGAACCUUACAAAUUUCAACCAGAACGUCAUCUCAAGAAUGAUGGACAAGACAUAUCUUUGACAGAGCCGAGUUUAAAGUUUAUAUCAUUUAGUACAGGAAGACGUGGUUGUCCCGGUGUCAAGCUUGGCACCACAAUGACUAUCUUUUUAUUAGCUAGGUUGCUCCACGGUUUCACUUGGAAUAUACAUCCCAAUACAUCAAAAAUCAAUUUUGAUGAGCCACUUAAGCUUGUAGCAAAGCCACGAUUAAGAAUAGAUUUGUAUAAUUUUUGA